AUGGAACGAAUGGUUCGCUCACAUACUCUACGGACAGUCUACUGUUCGUCAUUACAUGCUCAGAAAGUGAGCAAUGCCAGUAUCCGCUUGACACGGGCAUUCUCAUCUGUGGCCUCGAACCAAAAUGAAGCCGACUCGAAGCCAUCACUAGUGAAGAAGAUACCCAUAGCUUCUCGCCCACGAGUCAUCGAUGCACGAUCACUCGGCGCCGGCCGUGUUGCUUCUAACCAGGCAAACAUCAUCCGAGCACCUCAAUUACGACUCAAGCGUGGCACAUCCUUCCGCGGCCGACCAGGUGCAGGAACAAGAGGUAGAGCAGCAGCAACAGGAGGAAAAACAUCUGCCAAAUCCCGCACAGGCAAAGCAACAGCAUCCAAACGCCCACGCCGUAAGCGUGACGACGACGACGACAGCGAAGAAGCAGGCCGCGGAAACGAUCUAGAUGCCGUGUAUAAAGAAGUGCAAAAUGCCUCUAAGCCCAAAACUGUGCGGUACACACCCGUGACCUACGAUGCGGCUGCUCUCAAAGAUACAUGGCCCUCCUUGCCCACGGGGAAAGCGGGAUCAACGGGCACUGUUGUGGAACGAUUGAACCUGAUGAGUCGCCGAUUUGGACAUGGCUAUGUCUCACCGCAGGAACUGGCCAAGAGACUCUUUGAAGGCGAACGGGUAUUCUUCAGCAGCGAGGAAGAAAAGAAAACCGUCAUGGCAGAAGUCACUCGCCUAGCACAGGACCGCGCCGACAAAUUGACUCAACGCAAAGGUGAUUUAAUCGAACCCGAAGAUUCGAGUUUUGCGUCUAUCAAGGACGAGGAUAGGAAAGCUCUUGUGGGCCAGAUUGUGCGCGGCAAGUACGAGGGCUGGCAGAAGGGAAAUGUGCGUCAUCCAGUGCUGGAUGAGGUGCAGAGACAGCUUUAUAAUAAUGAGACUUAUCGGAUGACGGGGAAACAGGCGGAGUUUAUGGGCAAGUUUCAGGCAUUGCUUGCUUCGGCGCAGCGUGCUAAACGGGCAACGUCUUGA
Talaromyces marneffei is the source of this 1020-nucleotide messenger RNA. RefSeq lists its product as uncharacterized. NCBI's taxonomy places the organism in Eukaryota, Fungi, Ascomycota, Eurotiomycetes, Eurotiales, Trichocomaceae. Bases 1 to 1020 code for a protein of 339 amino acids. The record is from RefSeq and is a predicted model, not a curated record. The transcript has a single exon.